Molecule: messenger RNA, 345 nt
Organism: Columba livia (rock pigeon)
Lineage: Eukaryota; Metazoa; Chordata; Aves; Columbiformes; Columbidae
Gene: KRTCAP2
Product: keratinocyte associated protein 2
Exons: 4
Coding region: 1-345 (114 amino acids)
Source: RefSeq, a predicted model, not a curated record
AUGCAGAUGUACAGCCGGCAGCUGGGCUCCACCGAGUGGCUCACCAUCCAGGGCGGGCUGCUGGGCUCCGCGCUCUUCGUCUGCUCCCUCACCGCCUUCAACAACCUGGAGAACCUUGUUUUUGGCAAAGGCUUCCAAGCCAAGAUAUUCCCCGAGAUCCUCACCUGCCUCUUGCUGGCUCUGUUUGCCUCCGGCCUCAUUCACCGCGUUUGCGUGACCACCUGCCUCAUCUUCUCCAUGGUCAGCCUCUACUACAUCAACAAGAUCUCCUCCACGCUCUACCAGUCCGCGGCGCCCGUCGCCGCUCCCGCCAAAGCCGUCGGCAAAGGCAGGAAGAGGAAUUGA